GGAAGUGCGAUGUUAUGCCUUCACUUCAAUGGCGUUUAGUAUAAACCUAAGUCCCCGGAAUACAAGCCAACUGGAAUUUCUUAAAUCUACUUUAUCGGUUGAGAAUCUUGAAAGAGUGGGAGUUCAGAGAUCGAAUCCCACAAAAGUGAAAAGGAACAACCUGGGUUGACAGGUGUGGGGAAGGCUUCAGAGCCUCACCCCAAAUGAACAGGGGAAUGCCCAAGAUGAAUCUGGCCCAGUGGGAGUCCGUUAUGUGGAGAAAGUGGAGCCAUGUCUUCUGGCUGACCAAAUUUGGGUUAUUGGGCUGGGUGAAUUUUCUGUGCGUCUUCCACCCAGAAGGAGCGGGCGCUCUGCUUCAUAGGACAAGAGCGGUCUUGCUUUUCUCUCCGGAGCAGAGCACCGCUGAAAGGAGUGAUUUUGGGGGUGGCUUUGAGUGUGAAGAUGAAUCAACUGAAGUUGAGGAUCCCUGGUGUCUGUGAUGCAUGCCGUUUGGUGAAACGCAGGCCUGGUGGUGAGCACGAGACUGAGGAGACCCUGUCUAUCCUUUUGAGUUUUGAUAUUGACUGUUUGCCUGAUAAAGUCAUGCUAGGAUAUAUGAGCUAUCCCGUGAUAGCGUUUGUUCCGAAGCCACUUUGAUGUUUCAGGUGCCAAGGUUUUGGUCAGAGACAAAGGAGUGUGUAGUUUGAAGAAAAAGUAGUGAGUUUCAAUUGUGGGGGAGCCAAUGUUAGCAAAGUUGGUUUCUUGGCGAAGUAGUGGAAUAAGGGGCGUGUUUUGAUGUUAUAGUUGCAGGGUUAUGGGUGGUGCAAUUUAUAUUUCCCGUUCCCUUUUUUUGUUUUGUCACAAUGUGUAAUGCAUACUCCGGGCUGAGAAGGGCAGCAAUACGCCAAAAAGCAUCUAGUCUGUCGGAAAUUCACACAAAAGGAGAAGUGUCCACGUAGUACGCACGACGUGUUGUGCGUGGAAUAUUACCAGGCAGCUUAAUGCAUUUGGGAACAAACGUUCAUCUUUAAAGCACCUCUGAUGCUAUAAUUAACAAUUCGUUGGUUGUAUGAGAGUUUGAAAGUGAAGUUUCUUUUUUUUUUUAACAAGAAAUCAAGAACACGUUCACUUGUUCUAAAAGAUGGCUUCGUCUGAUGGAAACAAAAACACGGAACCAUGGGGCGGUUUUGAUGACAACAUUAUCCAGGGCACUGGGUCAGCAGUGAUUGACAUGGAGAACAUGGAUGACACAUCGGGCUCCAGCUUUGAGGACAUGGGGGAGAUGCACCAGCGCAUGAAGGAGGAGGAAGAAGUGGCAGAGGAGGAGGAAGCAACUGAAGAGGAGACUGGAGAGGAUGGCGAGUUUCUGGGCAUGAAGGGUAUCAAGGGCCAGCUGGGGAGACAGGUGGCAGAUGAGGUGUGGCAAGCUGGAAAGCGUCAGGCUUCCAAAGCUUUCAACCUAUAUGCCAACAUAGAUAUUCUCCGGCCGUACUUUGAUGUAGAGCCUAUGCAAGUCAGGAACAGGUUGAUUGAAUCAAUGAUACCCAUCCGCAUGAUACAUUUUCCACAGAAGAUUGCUGGGGAGCUGUAUGGGCCCAUGAUGCUGGUGUUCACACUGGUGGCCAUCCUCCUGCAUGGAAUGAAGACAUCAGGAACAGUUAUUAGAGAGGGUACUCUGAUGGGCACAGCCAUAGGGACAUGCUUUGGUUACUGGCUGGGAGUUUCCUCCUUCAUAUACUUCCUGGCAUAUCUGUGCAAUGCCCAGAUCACCAUGCUCCAGACCCUGUCUCUGCUGGGUUAUGGUCUUUUCGGACACUGCGUGGUUCUCUUUGUCACCUACAACGUCCACUUCCACUCCCUGUUCUACAUCCUGUGGCUGGUCGUAGGAGGGCUCUCCACACUGCGGAUGGUAAAUAAGCAGGUGGCUGCUCUCAUCUCUCGGACCGUGGGACCGACCCCGCGACUCGUCCUCUGUGGAACACUGGGUGCUCUGCAUAUGCUCUUUCUGCUCUACCUGCACUUCGCUUAUCACAAGAUUGUUGAAGGUAUCCUGGACACAUUGGAAGGCCCCAACAUGCCCCCCAUCCAGAGAGUGGCUAGAGAUUUGCCUGUGGUGGCCACCGCUGCUAUGAAUGCUGUGAAUGCCACAGUGAAGACCUUUGGUGUUAUCCUGCAGUCACAGUGAUGGUGUGUCCAACAUCAAAGACGAUACCACAGGCUCAUGAGCCUGAAUUCCACAGUGGUGGUGUUGUGUAGGUAAUACAGACUGAAGUGAAGGACAAAGACCAUUAUGGUGGCUGGUUAUAGUUGACAUUUGACCUUCAUCAUUAAACAUGAACAUUGUCUCAGUAAACACAUCGCCAUCGGUUCACAACAACUCUUACAACUUUCAUUCUCCAUGGGAAAUGACAUGCUUACCCUAGUUGUUUAUAUUGUAUCUAAUCAAAAGAACUAAAUGAUGGAGUGAGGUGUUAUGCUGGUGCUGUAACUCUUUUCAAAUGACAGCAAAUUGCCUUUUCAUAGGGGUCUUGUAUUUGUUAAAGCAGCAUGAGUGCACUAAGAUUCCCAGCUGUUUGCAUUUGUACUCACGUUAAGACUAAUUCAUCUCCAACUCGACACUUUCUCACCUCUUGUAGGCUUUGUUACACGGGUUACGGCGAUAACAUCAAUGGAUGUUUUAACAUGCUAGACGUUCAAUGGGAGGAAGGUUCUAUAGGAAUGUGUGGUGCCUUCUAUUGUUUUUCGAAGGAAUUAUUAUUAUCAUGUAUGAUAUGGGGUAAAUUAGAGUUUAAUAUCUUGUUUUACACAAUGCACAUCCAUUGUCUGUCAUUUUAAUAACCUAACCAGAAAAAAAUAACGUAAAAUGCAGUUGACAUGUCAUAUGAGAUAUGUAAUAGUGCGUUAUCUUAUGAAUAUUGUUCCUUCUAAGCAGCUUUUGUUUUGUGCAUUAUUUGUACUUCCUAACAACAUUGUUUUUGGGUGGGAUGCAAGGUGACCUCUUUUUUAAAAAUUUUACAUGUGAAAAUGUAUUUAUAGGGUUAUUGUACAGAAAGAUACAAUGGAAAUAAACUUUAUCGACCUAA
Messenger RNA from Oncorhynchus keta (chum salmon), 3062 nucleotides. Its product is annotated as protein YIPF3-like. Gene Ontology annotation, cellular component: Golgi apparatus. Lineage: Eukaryota; Metazoa; Chordata; Actinopteri; Salmoniformes; Salmonidae. The record is from RefSeq and is a predicted model, not a curated record. Bases 1121 to 2164 code for a protein of 347 amino acids. The transcript is spliced from 9 exons.